AUGGCACGCCAAACCCCAGCCCGCUCCACUCGAAGCAGGACAACGCAUAGCCAUCAGCACAAUAAUAAUACUUCGCCUCAAGACCAGGUUCCAAAAAUCUAUCAAGAAAUGCUAGAUGAGGCUGAAGCGCGAGACCCCGAGCAAUUCCAUUUGGAUAGACCAACCAAGAGACGCAGAGUUGGAGAUACCAAAGCAAUUCCUAUCAACACUCCAGCGUUAAAACAGACCGGCAGUGUGGACUAUGCAACUCCAGACAAAAAAGACACUCAACAAGUACAAACCGUUUACGACUCAAGUACAGAAGACGAGUCGGAUAUUGAGUGGGAGGAUGUGGAUAUCCAGCAACCGGUCCAGGAGCCUCCCAGUACAAGUGCUGUAUCACAGGGAGGAGACGAGACCCUUCAAAUCAUCUUCGAUAAAGAGCCUAAACCCCAAAAACAGACUGCACCCAGAAGAAAGCCCGUCACUGCAGCAGAGAAAAAGUUGCGCCUAGAAAUCCACAAAACUCACCUGCUUUGUCUUUUGGCUCAUGUGAGCCUACGGAACCGGUGGUGCAAUGAUCAUGAGACACAGACCUUCCUGAAAAGAAUGCUUCCAAAGAGGAUAGUCUCAUUAUUGCACCCAGACGAGAAACAGCAGCAAUAUACCCGGUCAACAACUUUCGUGGAUGGCCUCAAUCAAGUAGCUGAUAUCUUCAGCCGAAAAUUUCGAGUCACCAAACCUGGCUUGAAGCGAGCACACUGGGCCGAAGAUCAAACUCGACUCAAAGAGAGAGUGGAGUCGAUUAUGACGGAUGCCGAGGUAUUCUUAUCUCAGGCAGAUUUUCGGUCUCAGGCAAAAUUGUUGCAAGGCUCACGAGACUUUGGCGCCCAGCUAUUCUGUGCUCUACUACGUUCGGUCUCUGUAGAAGCGAGGCUGGUGUGUUCUCUUCAGCCACUACCAUUCUCAGGAACUCUGAAGGAUAUGACGCCAUCUAAAGCAGCAUCAAAGUACAUUGUCAUAUCUUCUGAUGACCAUGACUCAUCAAUGGAUGAACGGCAGCAAUCUGGAAGUUCUUCAACUCCAACGAGGGCACGACGUAUUGGACGUCCUGAAUUUAUCUCACGACCAGCGAAACCCUCUACGCGCCCAGAGCCCCGUCCCAUGUCUCAAGAGUCUGCGCACCCGGUGUUUUGGGUUGAGGUAUUCAACGAAGCAGUCCAAAAAUGGUUUGCAGUUGAUCCAAUCGUGACCAAGUCUUUGGCAAAACCAUCUAAGUUUGAACCUCCUGCAAAUGACCCAUACAAUAACAUGAGCUAUGUAAUUGCCUUUGAAGACGAUGCCUCCGUGCGAGAUGUGACAAGGCGAUACACAAAGGCAUUCAACGCAAAAACACGCAAAUUUCGAGUCGAGUCUACCCGGAAUGGAGAAAAAUGGUGGAACAAGGCAAUGAUGGCAUAUGAAAAGCCAUUUCUCGAGGAUCGAGACGAGGCAGAGAUUAGUGAACUGACCUCUAAGUCGGCCGCUGAACCUAUGCCCCGAAAUAUCCAGGACUUCAAAGAUCACCCCAUUUAUGCAAUUAAUAGGCAUUUGCGCCGGAAUGAGGUGAUUUUCCCUGAACGUGUCAUUGGUCACGUUGGCUUAAGCAAAACGACAUCCAAAAGCGAUAAUUUGGAACCUGUUUAUCGUCGGUCUGACGUGCACGUGGUGCGUAGCGCAGACAAAUGGUACCGUUUAGGAAGGGAUGUCAAGCUUGGGGAACAACCUCUCAAACGUGUUCCUGCUACACGCCCGAAAAGCGGAUUCGCGAGUGACGAAGGAGAGGAAUCCGAGCACACUCCUCUCUAUGCUGAAUUCCAAACCGAGGUUUACAAGCCGCCACCAGUAGUUGGGGGUCGAAUUCCCAAGAACGCCUAUGGAAACCUGGAUGUUUAUGUCCCAAGUAUGGUGCCACCUGGAGCAGUUCAUAUCAAACGCACAGAGGCUUCUCGAGCUGCUCGAAUCAUGGGGGUAGACUUUGCAGAUGCUGUUACUGGAUUUGAUUUCAAAGGGCGCCGUGGAACUGCUGUCUUCGGGGGCAUAAUCAUUGCCAAAGAAUACCAGGAAGCUUUGGACGAGGUCCUGACGAGUAUGGAGGAUGAAAGACAACAUGCUGCAUUUGAAGCCAGGGGUGCAGAAGCUCUGGCAAUGUGGCGACUAUUUCUACUCAAGCUCAGAAUUGCAGAAAGGGUUCAAGGCUAUGCGUCCGAGAAUGAGAGAACAGGCGAUUCAAAUCCGAGAGAGACAAGUGUGGACCCGGCUGAAGCAGGCGGAGGGUUCUUUCCAGAGCCAGAUCAACCGACCAGAAGCCCAUCCCAAGGAAUUUGGAAUGAAGGGCAGGGAAUGGGCAUGGAUGCUGAAGGAGACACUAAUACCAAUAUCCUUAAUUCUUUGGAUCUCUCUGAACACGAAGAAGACCAGUUUGGUGGUGGAUUCAUCCCAGAGGAACCUGAGAAAGAGAACCUGACUCCUGAACCAAGCAUAUCGCAUCCUCAACCAACUUCACAAAGAAAAAACAGAACGAAAAUGUCUAGUGCAUCUCGCUAUGAGUUAGUUGUGGUUCCUCACACGUCGAAUCCUACCUCCGAGGAGCUACAGUUGGCUUUUGGGAGUCGAGCUUCCAAAGAGCCCGAGGGAUCUUCUGAGAAAGUUCCCAUUAGUGUGGACUCUCCAGCGAUUGUUGAUUCGAAAUCUAUCAGCCUAGAAAUUGUCCCAAAGCCAAAAUCGCCUCCACAAGCUCCAGAUCGAUCGCUGUUCUCGCCAGACUCCGAAAGCGAGAUUGAGAAAGGAUCGUUAUUAUCCGAAGACCCUGAAGAUGAGGAUGCAAUUCCCGACUGGUUGGUUUGA
Messenger RNA from Penicillium longicatenatum, 2865 nucleotides. RefSeq lists its product as uncharacterized. The transcript has 4 exons. Gene Ontology annotation, cellular component: XPC complex; nucleotide-excision repair factor 2 complex; cytoplasm. The record is from RefSeq and is a predicted model, not a curated record. Gene Ontology annotation, biological process: nucleotide-excision repair; mismatch repair. Gene Ontology annotation, molecular function: damaged DNA binding; single-stranded DNA binding. Bases 1 to 2865 code for a protein of 954 amino acids. Lineage: Eukaryota; Fungi; Ascomycota; Eurotiomycetes; Eurotiales; Aspergillaceae.